Molecule: messenger RNA, 357 nt
Organism: Pelobates cultripes (western spadefoot toad)
Lineage: Eukaryota; Metazoa; Chordata; Amphibia; Anura; Pelobatidae
Source: the annotation of a GenBank genome assembly
AUGUUUGCGUUGCUAAGCGCUGCUGCUGGCGUUGCUAAGCGAAGCUGUCAACUUCCGGGAGAGGGGGACCGAGUGUUUGGAGCGUACCAAUUGCAGCGGCUCUGGGAGGGGGGGACGGGCUCAGGACAAACAGAAACCCACGCUGCGUGGAGCCAAACCAGACUCCCCAUAGGACAGAAUGGAGACCGAACAUGGCUGGUGAGACGGGCAAACUGCGUGGCGGUAAGUUCUCAGAGCAUGGUGGGGGUCUGUGUGAUCCUGGCUCCCCCCGGGGAGGUGGUGGUGGGGUCCCCAGGGAGCCCUUUAAAUCCCUCAUGGGCUGCAGAGAGCAGUGAUAGCUGUGAUACCAAUGGGUGA